This is a messenger RNA of Striga asiatica, 480 nucleotides long. NCBI's taxonomy places the organism in Eukaryota, Viridiplantae, Streptophyta, Magnoliopsida, Lamiales, Orobanchaceae. The record is from the annotation of a GenBank genome assembly.
AUGUACCCUAAACAAAAAUUCGUACCAGAAUUGACAUCAAGAGAUAGUUCCAUAGUGACCGGUGCGAGAAGGAAGGUCGAGAGAGCAGGUGCGAAGUCGAGCAAAAACAAUAUAGAAAAUGAGAAAGAUUCAGACAAGGGUACCAAGAAACCUUCAAAGCCACCUGAACAACCUAAGCAAGACUAUAUUCAUGUUCGGGCCAGAAGAGGUCAGGCUACCAAUAGCCACAACUUAGCCGAAAGAGCCCAUAGAGAAAACAUCAGUGAAAGGAUGAAGAUUCUCCAAGAUUUAGUUCCUGGUUGUAAUAAAAUUAUCGGCAAAGCUCUUGUGCUGGAUGAAAUUAUUAAUUAUAUUCAAUCUUUACAGCGCCAAGUUGAGAUGAAGCUCGAAGCAGUAAAUGCAAGAGAGACCAUUGAUGGAUAUCCUUCUAAAGACAAUGCCAGAAGACCUGGUGUGCUCAUUAAUGUUGGUUCUGCUUAG